AUGUCUGUGCAGAAUCUGCGAUUUCUCAACAGUCGCCAGGCGCUUGAAGAUAUUGCCACGUUUAUCGAGAAAAUGAACGAGAAGCAUAAACUCAAAGACCCAAAAUGGAUUGUCUUUGGCGGAUCAUAUGCUGGUUCUCUGGCCCUUUGGGCUCGACAAAAAUAUCCGAAAUUAAUCGCUGGAGCUGUUGGUAGUUCAGCACUGCUACAACCACGAGUUGACUUUUGGGGUGAGUAG
Messenger RNA from Ostertagia ostertagi, 237 nucleotides. NCBI's taxonomy places the organism in Eukaryota, Metazoa, Nematoda, Chromadorea, Rhabditida, Trichostrongylidae. The record is from the annotation of a GenBank genome assembly.